Molecule: messenger RNA, 7068 nt
Organism: Rhinopithecus roxellana (golden snub-nosed monkey)
Lineage: Eukaryota; Metazoa; Chordata; Mammalia; Primates; Cercopithecidae
Gene: MYO7B
Product: myosin VIIB
Cellular component (GO): cytoskeleton; myosin complex
Molecular function (GO): protein binding; cytoskeletal motor activity; ATP binding
Source: RefSeq, a predicted model, not a curated record
AUGUCAGGGUUCAGGCUGGGUGACCACGUGUGGCUGGAGCCUCCCUCCACCCACAAGACUGGCGUGGCCAUUGGAGGCAUCAUCAAAGAGACCAAGCCAGGCAAGGUCUUGAUUGAAGAUGACGAGGGCAAGGAACACUGGAUCCGAGCAGAGGACUUUGGUGUCCUCAGCCCCAUGCACCCCAAUUCAGUCCAGGGCGUGGACGACAUGAUCCGCUUGGGGGACCUGAACGAGGCGGCCAUGGUGCACAACCUCCUGAUCCGCUACCAGCAGCACAAGAUCUACACGUACACAGGUUCCAUCCUGGUGGCCGUGAACCCGUUCCAGGUGCUGCCGCUCUACACCCUGGAGCAGGUACAGCUCUACUACAGCCGCCACAUGGGGGAGCUGCCCCCGCAUGUCUUUGCCGUCGCCAACAACUGCUACUUCAACAUGAAGAGGAACAAGAGGGACCAGUGCUGCAUCAUCAGUGGCGAGUCUGGGGCUGGCAAGACGGAGACCACCAAGCUCAUCCUGCAGUUCAUGGCCACCGUCAGUGGCCAGCAUUCGUGGAUUGAGCAGCAGGUCCUGGAAGCCAAUCCUAUCCUGGAGGCCUUUGGAAACGCCAAGACAAUCCGCAAUGACAACUCAAGCCGCUUUGGGAAGUACAUUGACAUCUAUUUUAACCCCAGCGGGGUGAUCGAGGGCGCACGCAUCGAGCAGUUUCUCCUGGAGAAGUCCCGGGUCUGCCGGCAGGCCCCUGAGGAGCGAAACUACCAUAUCUUCUACUGCAUGCUCAUGGGGAUGAGUGUUGAAGACAAGCAGCUGCUGAGCCUGGGCACGCCCUCCGAGUACCACUACCUGACCAUGGGGAACUGCACUUCCUGUGAGAGGCUCAACGACGCCAAGGACUAUGCCCACAUCCGCUCGGCCAUGAAGAUCCUCCAUUUCUCCGACUCCGAGAGCUGGGACCUCAGCAAGCUGCUGGCUGCCAUUCUCCACCUGGGGAACGUGGGGUUCAUGGCUUCGGUCUUCGAGAACCUGGAUGCCUCAGAGGUGAUGGAGACGCCUGCCUUUCCCACUGUGAUGAAGUUACUGGAGGUGCAGCACCAGGAGCUCCGGGACUGUCUGACCAAGCACACCAUCCUCAUCCGAGGGGAGUUCGUCACCAGGCCCCUGAACAUCGUCCAGGCUGCUGACCGGAGGGACGCCUUUGUCAAGGGCAUCUAUAGGCACCUCUUCCUGUGGAUUGUCAAGAAGAUCAAUGCCGCCAUCUUCACACCACCAGCUCAGGACCCCAAAAAUGUGCGGAGGGCCAUCGGCCUCCUGGACAUAUUUGGCUUUGAAAAUUUCCAGAACAAUAGCUUCGAGCAACUCUGCAUCAACUUCGCCAACGAGCACCUGCAGCAGUUCUUUGUGCAGCACGUGUUCACCAUGGAGCAGGAGGAGUACCGCUCGGAGAACAUCUCCUGGGAUUAUAUCCACUACACCGACAAUCGGCCCACCCUGGACCUGCUGGCCCUCAAGCCCAUGAGCAUCAUCUCCCUCCUGGACGAAGAGAGCCGCUUCCCACAGGGGACAGAUCUCACCAUGCUGCAAAAACUGAACAGUGUCCACGCCAACAACCAGGCCUUCCUACAGCCCAAGAACAUGUACGAUGCAAGAUUUGGCAUUGCCCAUUUUGCCGGCGAGGUGUACUACCAAGUAGAAGGCUUCCUGGAGAAAAACCGAGAUGUGCUGAGCACAGAUAUCCUCACCGUGGUUUACUCCUCCAAAAACAAGUUUCUGAGGGAGAUAUUCAACCUGGAGUCAGCAGAGACCAGGCUGGGCCGUGGGACCAUCCGCCAGGCAAAGGCAGGAAACCAUCUCUUCAAGUCUGCAGACUCAAAUAAACGGCCCUCCACCUUAGCAGGCCAGUUCAAACAGUCUCUGGACCAGCUGAUGAAAAUUCUGACCAACUGCCAGCCUUACUUCAUCCGCUGCAUCAAACCUAAUGAAUAUAAGAAGCCGCUGCUGUUCGACCGGGAGCUGGGUCUGCGGCAGCUGCGGUACUCGGGCAUGAUGGAGACCGUGCACAUCCGCAAGUCCGGCUUCCCCAUCCGCUACGCGUUCGAGGAGUUCUCGCAGAGGUUCGGCGUGCUGCUGCCCAGUGCCGUGCGGAUGCAGCUGCGAGGCAAGUUCUGCCAGAUGACCCUGGGCAUCGCUGACAUGUGGCUGCGGACAGACAAAGACUGGAAAGUGGGGAAGACCAAAAUUUUCCUGAAGGAUCAUCAGGACACUCUGCUGGAGGUACAGAGAAGCCAGGUGCUGGACAGAGCGGCGCUCAGCAUCCAGAGAGUCCUGCGGGGCUACAGAUACAGGAAGGAGUUCCUGAGGCAGAGGCGGGCAGCUGUGACCCUGCAGGCCUGGUGGAGAGGCUACUGCAACAGGAGGAAUUUCAAGCUGAUCCUUGUGGGCUUUGAGCGCCUGCAGGCUAUUGCCCGGAGCCAGCAGCUGGUGAGGCAGUACCAGGCCAUGCGGCAGAGGACGGUCCAGCUGCAGGCCCUGUGCAGGGGAUACCUGGUGCGCCAGCAAGUCCAGGCCAAGAGGAGGGCAGUGGUGGUCAUUCAGGCCCAUGCCAGGGGCAUGGCUGCCAGGCGCAACUUCCAGCAAAGGAAGGCCAAUGCGCCGCUGGUCAUCCCGGCCGAGGGGCAGAAGAGCCAAGGCGCUCUCCCUGCCAAGAAGCGCAAAUCCAUCUACGACACCGUCACUGACACGGAGAUGGUGGAGAAGGUGUUCGGCUUCCUCCCUGCCAUGAUUGGGGGCCAGGAGGGCCAGGCCCCACCGUGCUUUGAGGAUCUGGAAUCAAAGACCCAGAAGCUGCCUGAGGUUGACCUGGACACAGUCCCCAUGGUGGAGGAGCCUGAGGAGGAUGUGGAUGGCCUGGCUGAGUACACCUUCCCCAAGUUCGCUGUGACUUACUUCCAGAAAUCAGCCAGCCACACGCACAUCCAGCGGCCCCUCCGAUACCCGCUGCUUUACCACGAAGAUGACGCUGACUGCUUGGCCGCCCUGACUGUGUGGAAUGUCAUCCUGAGGUUCAUGGGCGACCUCCCAGAGCCAGUGCUGUAUGCCAGGAGCAGCCAGCAGGGCAGCUCCAUGAUGCGGCAGAUCCAUGACACGCUGAGCAGGGGGCACGGUGCCCAGGCUCCACAGCACAGUAGAUUUGCACAGGUGGCCAGCCAGCUGAACAUUGGAGGGGAGGCAUUGGAGCCCGAUGGCCUUGGUGCAGACCGGCCCAUGUCCAACCUGGAGAAGGUGCACUUCAUUGUGGGCUACGCCAUCCUGCGGCCCAGCCUCAGGGAUGAGAUUUACUGCCAAAUCUGCAAGCAGCUCUCGGAGAACUUCAAAACAAGCAGCCUGGUCCGGGGCUGGAUCCUGCUCAGCCUCUGCCUCGGCUGCUUCCCCCCCUCAGAGAGGUUCAUGAAGUAUCUACUGAACUUCAUUGGCCAAGGGCCGGCGACCUAUGGCCCCUUCUGUGCCGAGCGCCUGAGACGCACCUAUGCCAAUGGGGUGCGUGCAGAGCCCCCCACCUGGCUGGAACUGCAGGCUGUCAAGUCCAAGAAGCACAUCCCCCUCCAAGUCAUCCUGGCCACUGGAGAGAGCCUGACCGUCUCUGUGGACUCAGCCUCCACAUCUCAGGAAAUGUGCGUGCACAUCGCUCACAAGCAGGGCCUCAGCGACCACCUGGGCUUCUCCCUCCAGGUCGCCGUGUACGACAAGUUCUGGUCCCUGGGCAGCGGGCGUGACCACGUAAUGGAUGCCAUCGCCCAGUGUGAGCAGCUGGCCCAGGAGAGGGGUGAGAGCCAGCGCCAGUCACCCUGGCGCAUCUACUUCCGGAAGGAAUUCUUCACCCCCUGGCACGACUCCCGGGAGGACCCCGUUAGCACUGAGCUCAUUUACCGCCAAGUCCUGCACGGAGUCUGGUCUGGCGAAUACAGCUUCGAGAAGGAGGAAGAGCUGGUGGAGCUGCUGGCCCGGCACUGCUACGUGCAGCUCGGCGCCUCAGCGGAGAGCCAGGCUGUCCAGGAGCUGCUGCCCAGCUGCAUCCCCCACAGGCUGUACAGGACCAAGCCCCCAGACAGGUGGGCGAGCCUCGUCACUGCCGCCUGCGCCAAGGCCCCAUACACUCAGAGGCAAGCCACACCGCUGGCCGUGCAAGAGCAGGUGGUGGACGCUGCCCGCCUGCAGUGGCCGCUGCUCUUCUCCCGGCUCUUUGAAGUCAUCACACUCUCAGGCCCCCGCCUGCCCAAGACGCAGCUGAUCUUGGCUGUUAACUGGAAGGGGCUUUGCUUCCUGGACCAGCGGGAGAAGACACUGCUGGAGCUCUCUUUCCCAGAGGUCAUGGGUCUGGUUGCCAAGAGGGAGGCCCAGGGCAGGCAGAGGCUGCUGCUCUCCACCAUGCAUGAGGAAUACGAGUUUGCGUCGCCCAGCAGUGUGGCCGUCGCUGAGCUGGUGGCCCUGUUCCUGGAGGGCCUGAAGGAGAGGUCCGUGUUCGCCAUGGCCCUGCAGGACAGGAAGGCCACAGAUGAUGCCACCCUCCUGGCCUUCAAGAAGGGGGACCUGUUGGUCCUGACAAAGAAGCAGGGGCUGCUGGCCUCUGAGAACUGGACCCUCAGCCAGAACGACAGGACAGGCAAGACGGGGCUGGUGCCCAUGGCCUGCCUCUACACCAUCCCCACGGUCACUAAGCCCUCGGCACAGCUGCUGAGCCUGCUCGCCAUGUCACCAGAGAAGAGGAAGCUGGCGGCUCAGGAGGGGCAGCUCGCAGAGCCACGUCCCGAGGAGCCACCCAAGGAAAAGCCGCACACCCUGGAGGAGUUCUCCUUCGAGUUCUUCAGGGCUCCAGAGAAGGAUACAGUGAGCAUGGCCGUGCUGCCCCUGGCCCGUGCCCGCGGCCACCUGUGGGCCUAUUCCUCUGAGCCGCUGCGACAGCCGCUGCUCAAGCGAGUCCACGCCAACAUUGACCUCUGGGACAUCGCCUGCCAGAUCUUUGUCGCCAUCCUCCGGUACAUGGGUGACUACCCCUCUCGGCAGGCCUGGCCCAGCCUGGAGCUCACUGACCAGAUCUUCAUGCUGGCCCUGCAGCACCCGGCCCUGCAGGACGAGGUCUACUGCCAGAUCCUGAAGCAGCUGACGCACAACUCCAACAGGCACAGCGAGGAGCGGGGCUGGCAGCUGCUGUGGCUCUGCACUGGCCUCUUCCCGCCCAGCAAGGGGCUGCUGCCCCAUGCCCAAAAGUUCAUAGACACCCGGAGGGGGAAGCUGCUGGCCCCCGACUGCAGCCGCCGCAUCCAGAGGGUCCUCAGGACAGGGCCCCGGAAGCAGCCCCCGCACCAGGUGGAGGUGGAGGCCGCGGAGCAGAACAUCUCCCGCAUCUGCCACAAGGUCUACUUCCCCAAUGACACCAGCGAGAUGCUGGAGGUGGUUGCCAACACACGGGUGCGGGAUGUGUGUGACAGCAUUGCCACCAGGCUGCAGCUGGCCUCCUGGGAGGGCUGCAGUCUCUUCAUCAAGAUUGCAGACAAGGUCAUCAGCCAGAAGGAGGGAGACUUCUUCUUUGAUUCCCUGAGGCAGGUGUCUGACUGGGUGAAGAAGAACAAGCCCCAGAAAGAAGGGGCCCCCGUGACACUCUCCUACCAGGUGUACUUCAUGCGGAAAUUGUGGCUCAACAUAACUCCGGGGAAGGAUGUGAAUGCGGACACCAUACUCCAUUACCACCAGGAGCUGCCCAAGUACCUGCGCGGGUUCCACAAGUGUUCGCGGGAGGACGCCAUCCACCUGGCGGGCCUCAUCUACAAGGCCCAGUUCAACAACGACCGGUCCCAGCUGGCUAGUGUCCCCAAGAUCCUGAGGGAACUGGUGCCCAAGGACCUCACACGCCUGAUGUCCUCGGAGGAGUGGAAAAAGAGCAUCCUUCUGGCCUAUGACAAGCACAAGGACAAGACAGUGGAGGAGGCCAAGGUGGCCUUCCUGAAGUGGAUCUGCCGCUGGCCCACCUUCGGGUCUGCCUUCUUCGAGGUGAAGCAAACCUCAGAGCCCUCCUACCCGGACAUCAUCCUCAUCGCCAUCAACCGACAUGGGGUUCUGCUCAUCCACCCCAAGACCAAGGACCUGCUCACCACCUAUCCCUUCACCAAGAUUUCCAGCUGGAGCAGCGGCAGCACCUACUUCCACAUGGUGCUGGGGAGCCUGGGCCGUGGCAGCCGCCUGCUGUGCGAGACCUCCCUGGGCUACAAGAUGGACGACCUACUGACCUCAUAUGUGCAGCAGCUCCUGAGUGCCAUGAACAAGCAGUGGGGCUCCAAGGCCCCAGCCCUGGCCAGUACCUAGCAGCGGAUGCUGGCGUGUCUGCUCAGGCACCUUCCCAGGCCCUCUCAGCCCAGGGCCUGUCCUCGGCAGGCAGCCUUCCAUGCCGCCCCCCAUACAAGCCCACUCAGCCCUACAGGUGGCCCCCCUCUGUCCUGGGCGCUGCAUAUGGAGGUGAAAAGACCCAGAGUGGGUCAGGAGUCUUGGCCCCUCAGGCUGUUGGUGGAUGGCUGAGAGGACCCCCCCCCCCCCCCCAGCAACCCCACCCCACCAGAAUGUCCAGUAAAAAUCCCUGGAGCAGGAGAAGCGAGUGUGUCUGAGGGAGCAGGGUGUGGCACAAGGUGGACAUGGGGCCUGGGAGGCUCUGGCCCGCAGAGAGCCGCAGAAAAAGCAAAAUGCCUGCGACUUUCCCAGGGAACUGGGAGGGCAGCUGCAUUCUCCAGGAAUGACUUCAUCCCUCCCUCUGCUUCCUUCCUCCCCCUCCCUUCCUUCCUGUUUCUCAGACUCGGGAGGGACACUCAUGGGAGAGUCCUCCUCCCAGGCCCCUCCUCACACCUUCUGUCGUCCCCGCCCGCCGCCCGGGGCACCCAGGAGGCCUGGGUGGAGGUGCGGCUCUCUGGCUGCUGGCUUCGUGCUAAGGCCAGCUUGUGCCCAGUGGCCAGAGCUGGAUAUAGCACCUUGGAGGCCUGGAUUCCCCCACCUCCCUGGCAUGUCCUGUCCCUUCCCACCCCCUACUCUGCC